CUUCUUCCUUUGGUCUGCUCCCCUCCAUUGUCUUCGACCUCCAUCCAAAAGAGACGCAUCUCUAUUCUAUGAGUCUUUAAACUUUGAUUCCUCCGCCCCUCAAUUUCCCCCCCAAAGCUCUUUCUGGGUUCUCUUCAUCCCCUCCCAAAUCAUCCGAAAAUGGCUCUCUCCGCUUUCAAAUCCACGACCAAACGAGGAACAAACCCAAAUGGGCCGGAUCCAUCGAAACAAGGCAACAAGGGCGCAAAUCGUCGGUCUAGGAGCGUGAGCGCAGUGUCAAGGGCUAAUGGGCCAUCCUCUUCUAAGUCUUCUUCAUCGAAUUUGUCGGUCUCCGACGAGUUCUUGAUUAAGAGGGAUAACCCACUCUACUGCUGCUCUAGCUCCUCUUCUUCAUCGUCGCCUGACGAGGUUCUAGAAGGUUCUGGAAGGAGAGGGAGGUCGUUUUCGAGGAGCUCGGAAGUGGGGAAACAGGGUUCAGGGGGCUGCAGGAAUGAGAAGACGGUGAGGAGUCUGUCGAGGGUUGACCCGGGGAGGAGGAGGAUGAGGUCGGUUUCCAGAGGGCGCUAUGGGAAAUUGGAGACUGAUGUAGGACAACGUUACAACUCUAUUUCUAGUUUGAGAAGUAAUGAGGUUGGUAGAAGUACUACAUCCAAGGGUCAGAGACAAAGUGUUGUAACUGAUACAGAAUUUGAUGCAAAGGAAAAAGCAAGGAAUUUACAGAAGUGGACAAGUCGGCAUCCUAUUUCAGGAUCCUGGGAUGCAUCCAGUUCAUGUUCGCAAGGUCAGAACUGGGAAGAUGGGAUUUCAACAAGUUCUUUUUCUGAAGCAGAAGAGACACUUGCUUCAGAGAGGGACAAUCCUCCAAUUGAUGUUGGUUCUGGUGCAAUUUAUGAAACUGUUAGAUCCGAAGUAUGUCGUGCUGUUUCUGAGAUUUGCGAUAACCUUGAGAAUGCCAUUUGGAGAAAGCAACCUUCUAUAUUCAGCACAGAAAAUAUUGAGGAUACCUCACCUGAAUUUGUGAACACUGAUGAGAUAGUUACACAUAUGAGAAGUGAAUAUGUAUCAAGGCUCGAGCAGGCCCAGGAACGUGCAAGGAAACUUCGGGCUGACUUAGCUAUCGAAGAGCAGCGUGAGCAAGAACUUAGUAGAAUCCUAGAGGAAAUAGCUCAUGCUCCAAGAAACUCCGACUGCCGAAAAUCUCAUCCAAAGAGAAAGACAAGCAUAGAGCGCCAAAGGAUGUCAAGGCGUUUGGCAGAAGAAGCAAUGAACUAUUUUGAUGAAUGUGUGUCAUUAUCAACUUUUGAUAGCUCAGACUUCUCAUCAUUAGAGGAUCCACAGCCCACCUCAACUAUUGGUGUUUCUAUAGCUACUAUGGGCAGCAGUAGAUUUUCCCCAAGUGAAGGGUCAAAAGAUCACUCGGUUUCUGAUUUCACUAAUCAUCAUGAGGAGUUGGAUAACCAGACUCAGUGCUCACAUAGCAUCCAAGAAUCUGAUUUAGCUCUCAGCAGUUGCAGUAGCAGCAAGGCUGGGAGCCUAAUACACGCAAAUGGUAGCCACAACGGUCUCCUUUAUAAUUUUCCUCAGAGUGAAGAUAUGCAAGAAUCGUUUGCACGAGACAAAAUGAAAGCUGUUGGAGCCCAUGAUAUCAGACAUUAUAUACAGAAGUUUGAGAAGGGACAAAGGAAAGACAGGUUGGAGAAUGUGAAUGUGAAGUCAAGAUACAACCCUGAAGAAUAUGAUUUGAGUGCUAAAUCUGAAAGCUUGGUGUUUGAUCAUCUGAUCCUUAGAAACAGGAUAGACUCUGGAGGUUUGCUUCUCUGCAACUUGAGAAUCUUCUGACAGUUAAAUUGUUAGUGUAUAUGAUCUGAUUCGGGUUACCUUGCAAUUUCAUGUAAAGUUGAUUAAUGGCAUGUACGUUAUGUUCAUAUUUAUUAUGUUUUGUAAUUUAUAAUUACAAGAGAAUUGCUACUUGGAUUUACA
Asparagus officinalis (garden asparagus) is the source of this 1980-nucleotide messenger RNA. RefSeq lists its product as uncharacterized. The record is from RefSeq and is a predicted model, not a curated record. The transcript has 8 exons. Lineage: Eukaryota; Viridiplantae; Streptophyta; Magnoliopsida; Asparagales; Asparagaceae. The coding region runs from base 160 to 1839 and encodes 559 amino acids.